This is a messenger RNA of Trichosurus vulpecula (common brushtail), 2771 nucleotides long. It is a transcript of the gene VILL, whose product is annotated as villin like. Gene Ontology annotation, biological process: cytoskeleton organization; actin polymerization or depolymerization; barbed-end actin filament capping. The coding region runs from base 1 to 2625 and encodes 874 amino acids. Gene Ontology annotation, cellular component: cytoplasm; actin cytoskeleton. NCBI's taxonomy places the organism in Eukaryota, Metazoa, Chordata, Mammalia, Diprotodontia, Phalangeridae. Gene Ontology annotation, molecular function: phosphatidylinositol-4,5-bisphosphate binding; actin filament binding. The transcript is spliced from 19 exons. The record is from RefSeq and is a predicted model, not a curated record.
AUGGACAGUGACCUCUCCUCCAUCAACAAGUUGCAGGGUCUGCACAUCUGGGCCAUUGAGAAAAUGAAGAUGGUCCCUGUCCCUGAGAAGGCCUAUGGGAGUUUCUUUGAAGGCGACUGCUACAUCAUCCUGCAUAAGGAGAAUAGCAGCCGGGGCCUCUCCAUCAACAUCCAUUACUGGAUAGGCAAGGACUCGGCGGUGGAUGAGCAGGGGGCAGCCGCAGCCUACACGGCCCAGCUGGACGGCGUGCUAGGGGACAUCCCCGUGCAGCACCGUGAGGUCCAGGGCUACGAGUCAGAUGUCUUCAAAAGCUACUUCAAGAACGGAAUCAUUUACAAGAAGGGGGCUCUGGCCUCUGGCUUCAAGCAUGUGGAGACCAACAUGUACAACAUUCAGAGACUCCUGCACAUCAAGGGAAAGAAGCCUGUGUCAGCCACAGAGGUGGACUUGUCCUGGGACAGCUUCAACAAAGGAGACGUCUUCCUCCUGGACCUGGGGAAAGUGCUGAUUCAGUGGAAUGGUCCUGAAGCCAACUUGUCCAAGAAAUCCCGGGGACUGGCCUUGACCCGGCAUAUCCGAGAUGGGGAGCGGGGUGGCCGUGCCCAGAUUGGAGUGGUGGAUGAGGAUCACAGCUCCGCUGACCUGCUGCAGAUCAUGGAGACAGUGCUGGGCCCUCGGGCGGCCUCGCUCCAGGAUGCUGUCCCCGAGGAAAAGGUCGAUGAGUUCCAGAAGGCCAACCUCCGGCUGUACCACCUUUAUGAAAAGGAUGAAGACUUGGUGGUCCAGGAGAUUGCCACCCGGCCGCUGACUCAGGACCUCUUACAGCACGAGGACUGUCACAUCCUGGACCAAGGCGGCUUCAAGAUCUAUGUGUGGCGGGGCUGUGACUCCAACAAGGAGGAGAAGAAGGCAGCCUUCAGCCGGGCAGUGGGCUUUAUCCAGGCCAAGGGCUACCCAGCCACCACCAAUGUGGAGGUGGUCAAUGAUGGUUUUGAGUCUGCCAUAUUCAAGCAGCUAUUUCAGCAAUGGAUAGAGAAGGACCAGACGGAAGGGCCGGGCUGGGCUCACAACCUGGGCAAGACUGCCAAAGCGGAGCCUGUGAAGUUCGACGUGACCCAGCUGCAUGGCCAGCCAGAGCUGGCUGCCGAGCAGAGGAUGGUGGAUGACGGUUCAGGGAAGGUGGAGGUGUGGCGGAUCGAGGACUUGCACAAGAAGCCUGUUGAUCCCAAGAAGUACGGCCAGUUCUACGGGGGCGACUGCUACCUGGUCCUCUACACCUACCAGAAGUCUGGGCGGGCCCAGUACAUCAUCUACAUCUGGCAGGGACAACAUGCGUCGGUGGAUGAGGUCACGGCUUCCUCUCUCAACGCCAUUGAGCUGGACCACAUGUACCAGGAGGAACCCGUGCAGGUCCGGGUGACCAUGGGCAAGGAGCCUCGGCACUUCCUGGCCAUCUUCAAGGGGCGGCUCAUUGUGUUCCAGAAUGGCACUAGCCGGGACGGCCGUGUGGACCCUGAGCCAGCCAUCAGACUCUUCCAGGUGAGGGGCACAGACGAAUAUAACACCAAGACCACUGAAGUGCCCGCCCGAGCCUCUUCCCUCAAUUCCAGUGAUGUUUUCCUGCUUGCUACCAGCCAAAUCUGCUACCUGUGGUGUGGAAAGGGCUGCAGCGGAGAUGAGAGGGAAAUGGCUCGCAUGGUGGCCGACAUCAUCUCUCAGAAGGACAAGCAGACGGUGUUGGAGGGGCAGGAGCCUCCCAGCUUCUGGGAGGCCCUAGGGGGCCGAGCCCCAUAUGCCAGUGAUAAGAGGCUCCAGAAGAAGACCUCCUACUACCAGCCCCGCCUGUUUGAAUGCUCCAGUCAGACAGGCCGAUUCAUCAUGACAGAAAUCACGUUCUUUAGCCAGGACGACCUGGAGGAGGAUGACAUCAUGUUGCUGGACACCUGGGAAGAGGUGUUCUUGUGGAUUGGGAAAGACUCCAACACAUACGAGAAGAAGGAGUCAGUCGCUAUGGCCCGAGACUACCUGAAGAGUCACCCAGCAGGCAGGGACCCAGCAACCCCCAUUAUUGUGGUCAAGCAGGGCCAUGAGCCCCCCACCUUCACCGGCUGGUUCAGUGCUUGGGACCCCUACAAGUGGAAUAAUGGCAGAUCCUAUGACGAGCUGAAGAACAGCCUUGGUGAUAUGUCAGCCAUCUCUGAGAUGACCGUGGAACUCAACAACAUCAGCCUGCUCCAGCGGCUGUCAGACGAGCGCCCCGGAACCCCGGGGGGCGGCGCCCCUCCUGCCGGGCCCCCCCAGCCUCUGAGCAGCGACCCCAGCUCCAGCUCCAGCAGUCCCAGCAGCAGCUACUACAGCAGCAACAGCAACUAUAACGGCAGCGACAUGUCCCUGGUCCCCAAAUGCCCCGUGGCAGCGACCGCCGUCCCCACCGUGCCCAUUCCCCGGGAGCGCCUAAUCAACAAGGCUGUGGAGGACCUGCCCGAAGGUCUGGACCCAUCCAGGAAAGAGUACUACCUUUCAGACGCCGACUUCCAAGACAUCUUUGGCAAGUCCAAGGACGAGUUCUAUCGGAUGGCGAAGUGGAAACAGCAGCAAGAGAAGAAGCAGCGCGGCUUGUUCUGAGGUGCCCACCGCAGCGCUGCCCUGCUGCCCGCACCCCCAGGCCCUGGGCCAGAUGCCCCUGCCCACCCUUCAGAACUCUCUGUUCCAGCGCACUGGGGCCCUUGGGAACGCUGCUCCUCCCUGGAGUUCUGAGGGUGAGGGUGACC